CGGUGUCAAACCUCGACAUAGAGAGCAAGCUGUCGGUUCACUAUCAGGCUCCAUGGCACCAGCAGCACAAUGUAUUUCAUCCUUGCACCCGACCGCCGUGUCUGGAGGAGCUGCACAGAAACGCUCAGCUCAGUCUCAGAGCUCUGCACCAAGACGAACAACAGCGGCAGCGGUCCACGAGUCGGGAGAGAAACAGAGUGACCAUCUCUAUCUCAGUGGCGCCCCCCAUGCCCACCUUCCCUUCGCCCCACACCAUCCGGCGGCAACAGAGGAGUCGCCUGGCAAGAGCGCAAGAGAGAGCAGAAAGGGAGCGAGACUUAGACUAUCAACCCAGGAAGGAGAGGCCUGUGAAAGAAUCAGAAAUCCAGACCAUACAGAGAAAAGAGAGGCCAAGAGAAGCAGAUGUUCAGACGAUCCAAAGAAAGGCUACCUCUACAGGGGAAGGUGAAGGCGGUGAGGUCUUGGGAAGCAACAGAGCCCAGGCCUCAGCCCCCAGUGCACCUUCAACCCAGGAUAAGCAGACAAACUGGUCAAAGGAAAAUGUCCCACCAUCAGAUCACAAGUCAUCUGGCGAUUCUCAUGCUAUCUCUUCCUGUAUCAUCCCGAUCAAUGUCACAGGAGUUGGGUUUGACAGGGAAGCAAGUGCUCGAUGCUCUCUAGUCCAUUCUCAGUCAGUUCUUCAGAGGAGAAGGAAGCUAAGGAGGAGGAAAACCAUAACAGGAAUACCCAAAAGAGUACAGCACGAUAUGGAUUCCGAUGAAUCACCUGUGGCAAGAGAGCGCACAGUGAUUAUCCAUGCCAAUCCACAUCAACUCUCGCUCUGUCAGGAAGAACUCUCAGUCAGUGGUCGCCUCCAUCACACUCGUGACUCUGGCUGCCAGACAGAUGAUUUUCUUAUAGCAUGUACAGCUGCUCCCUCCAGAAGGCGUAUUAGAGCUCAGCGAGGCCAUCAGGGAAUUCCUGCCUCUUUGUCCCAUUCAACAGGAAAUAUUUCUUCUCUUGGUGACCAAUCAGACUCAACAUACACCACAGCCACAUCCCAUGGUGGGCGAUUGCGCUCCCGUAGCCUUCCACGAGAGGGUGGACGUCUGAUGGAUAGUGAUGAGGAUGACGAUGACAAUUAUGACGAUGAUGAUGAGGAUGAAGAAUUGUCACCUUACGAAGCAGAGGACUUUAUUCCAGCUGGCCCCAGUCCAAGAAUGAAGAUGAUGAUGAUGAAGGAUGAAGAGGAGAGCACAGAUGACCAAGCAGCUCCAGAGCCGCUACAGCUUGGAAGCCUAAAAAGGCUGCAGCGAACUGGGGAGAGAGACAGAGGAGGUGGAGGAGGUGGAAGCCCAGAGCAUAGCUGGAUGGAGAGGGGUCGUUCACGGUUACCACGUAAGGCUGACAUGGGCAGCUGCGAGAUCUCGUCAAGCUCAGAUACGUUUAGUAGCCCUAUUCAUUCAGUGUCUACAACAGGAGUCUUAGGCAGCCAUGUGGAUCACAAAGAAGACCACCAGUCAUCCAGCGGGAACUGGAGUGGUUCUAGUUCUACCUGCCCCUCACAAACAUCUGAAACCAUCCCGCCACCCUCUUCUCCACCCUUGACAGGCUCAUCCCACUGUGAUUCAGAGCUGUCACUCAACACCGUGCCCAAUGCUAUUGAUGAGGGGUUCUCCCUCGAUCCCUCAUAUCACUCUGACCUCAGACCCCAAGGCCAGGGUCACAGAUCAAGCUCAUUCACAUCCUCAGCCACAGACCAGCUGGAUGAUGCAGGGGUCAGUACAGCCAGUGAAGGAGAGUGGACAUACCCUCCAGACCAAGAUCAGACUGACCAAGAUCAAGACCCUGACCAGACCCAAAACCUGAGCCAGAGCCAUGGGGUAACCCAAGAGUACAGCUCUAAACAUAGCCUUGAAGACCAAGCUGGCUUCAGUGACAAAACGAGCAACACUGAAACAGAGCCUGGCUCUCAUUACCCAUCUGAUACAGAAGGUUUCUAUUCCUCCUCUGUGCAUAUCAGAGAGUGUAAUCAGAGUUAUAGAGGAUACAUGUAUAACUAUGCAGACCAAGGGCCUGACUGUGGUCAGUCCAACACUGUGGCAGCACCACUAUCACAUGGAGUUUACCCUGAGCCCUCAGCUGACUUCAGAGCAAGCAUUCUAACCCUGGGGAGGACAUCUCGUUCAUUAAGGAAACCGAAAGUCAAACCUCCACCACCCAAACGAACCUCCUCACUAAAGGAACCCAGUGGUAGUGUUGAUGUCGGAACGGACACACAGGCAGAUCAGGAUCAACCAAAGAUGGUUAUUGAGCAGGAGCUUACUUUGUCUUCCACAGAUAUGAAGCUGGAACUGGACCUAGAGCUUGGAGUUGCUCCAGAACCAUUACAGACAUCCUGUUUAGUGGCAGAGCCUUUGGGAACAUGGGGAAUGGGACUGGGGGAAACCGUGGACAUAGUAGAGCCCAUGUCUUUCAGCUCUGCAGAUACACACUCAUUUAAAGAUGAAGGUGCUGUGCAAUCUGACUAUGCAGACCUUUGGCUUCAUAACAGUGAACUGAAGUCCAACAAUGGUGAGUACACAUCCAUGUCCAACUCAAGCACCGCCACAGGCACUACUGUCAUGGAGUGUAUCAAGUCACCAGACAGCUCUUCCUCUUCCACAGAAACCCAAACCCAGGCCCCUACCCAGGCUUCAGACACCGUGGCAACUAGUUCACCACUCCCACCUGAAGACUUCAAACUAGGGUCUCCUGAGAAACUGGCUGGUCUGGCUUCACCAUCAAGUGGUUAUUCCAGCCAAUCAGAAACACCUACAUCAACCCUGCCCACAUCUUCGGCAGCAUUUUUCCCAGGACCAUUGUCUCCUUCAACUGGCAAGAGGAAGCCCAAAGUACCAGAGAGGAAGUCUUCUCUCGCUUCCCUGCAGCAUUUCCCCAGAGAUGGAGCUUCCAUUUCCUCUUGCUAUAAGAGAGACCCAGACUUUCCCCCUCCACCUUCUCAGCUGGAUCUCAGUAUCCUUCAUGGUGGCUAUGUCAGACACACGUUAUCCCACCGGACUUACCACAUGCACACAUUGCACCAUAGCAAACACAGAGCUGCAAAUGUUUUAGCCACUGGCACAAAGUUGUUGGCUCCUGAAGCAUCAAAUACCAACCCACCACCAAGUUCAAACUCUACAUUAACAAUUCCUAGUUCAAAUCUGUCAGCGAUAACACCGUCUGCUCUUCGAUCAGUGCAGCUUCAUUCUGUUAGCCAAUCUGCAGAUCCACAAAUUACUUACACUACAGACCAGGAAACACCAAGUGUAACAGAAACUGCUACAAGACCCAAAUGUCCUCCUAGUGCUUCUACUCUGGCUCCGCCACCUCCUAACACUAGGCCUCUCCCUCCUCGCAGACCUCCUCCUAGACCACCAGGUCACGAGCACACCUCCUCCCCUGAGCAUGCACAACCAACACCUCCUGGCCGUCAUCCUGAUGGGCCUCCAUCUUAUGAAAGCCUGCUACUUAGACAGGACCGCUAUGGACCUGGAACUUUCUGGGCUAUGACUGCCUUCCGAACCCGAAUGGACCCAUCAUCAGACCUCUCUGAGGACAGCUCACCUGUGCAUCGACCUGUCCCACGUGCUCCCCAUCCAUCUCCUGUGGAUCUACACACACACAUCCAUUCUCAUAGAGAGUUCAGAGGGCUCACCCACUCAUCUCGUGCACAUCCUGAGUUUAGGGUUUUAGGAGAACGCUCCUUCUCCCAGGAUGAUGAUGAUGAUGAAGAUGAAGAGGAGGAAGAGGAAGAGCACGUGAAAGAACCCCCUAGACCUGUAUGUCCCAGAGGAGGUAUGCGAUCAGAUCAUCCUCCACCCCCAGCAUAUGAGUUUGCUGGGGGAUCCCACUCAGACUCAGGGCCCUGGGCUAGUCCAAUCAAAGUGCCUGGUACCACAAUGGAGACAUUGCAUUCUUACCUAAUCAGUGACCCAAGAAAUAGAGGACACGAAGAACAGGAAGAAGAGGAGGAAGUGACAUCAGGUGCUACCAGAAGUGCCCAGCAACAACAGCCACAGGAAAGCAAAGAUGACUCCACGACUCCUGACACUGAGGAUUACUUCAGUAAAGGGAUGUUGUGUGCUACAGAUUCCACACCCAGUGAUAAUUCGCUCUCCCCUCUGAUGGAUGACACCAAAGUGGAUGAUGACAUCAUUCUCACGUCACCCAAUAAGACCCGGACAACUGAGGACCUGUUUGCCAUGAUACACAGAUCCAAGAGAAAGGUCCUGGGUCGUAAAGAUUCUGGCGACUUAAAUGCUAAGUCUCGUCUCUGCCCUCCAGUACCAGUGACCCCCAGCAACGUGUCCACCGUCAUUAUCCCUCCAGCACCUCCUCUCAACAUUCCAGCUACCUUAGCCACUGCUGUUGGGUCACAACGAGCCCCUGUACCAAUCUAUCGCAGCGCCAAGAAAUCAAGUACGUCGAACGAGGAAUUUAAACUCUUGUUGCUAAAAAAGGGAAGCAGAACUGAUUCCAGCUAUCGCAUGUCAGCUACAGAGAUUCUGAAAAGCCCUAUUACCCCUAAAACACCAGGGGAGUCUGUCCAGGAAGGGCCCAUUAGACAGGGAGAGGAGCCACCCUCUACGCUCCAGGAGAGCCCCAUUUCUGGCCUCGACCCAAUCCAGAUACCAGGUCUUUUUCCCAGAGCCAACUCUGAGAGUUUUGCAUCGAAAACCCUGCCUAUGUCAGCUGCAUCUCGACAAGGACGUUCUCGGAUACCCCCUGUAGCCAACAGUAGUCGCUACAGUACACGCAGUCGCCUCUACACAGCCCCCAUGCAAGCCAUUUCUGAAGGGGAGACCGAGAACUCAGAUGGGAGCCCCCAUGAUGACAGAUCAUCCUAAAGCCACCCGAUGCGUGAUGUCCUCUAUUCUUAGCUGUGCCCUGCAUUUCAAACGGCCCCUUCUACUUUUCUUGGAUGGCUGUGUCAUCGAGGCCAAUGGUGUAAUUCUUAUGACACACAAAAUCUGACUGUUGCAGAAAUAAAUCCGGUUGUGGAUAUUUUAUUCUAUACUAAGGUGUCAAACUGUUGUGAGGAUUUGAACCAUAAAGGUUAUGAAAAACUAUGAAAAAAUAGUGUAUUAAAUAAAUAAUUCCCUCAUC
This is a messenger RNA of Pundamilia nyererei, 5127 nucleotides long. Its product is annotated as Nance-Horan syndrome protein-like. The transcript is spliced from 11 exons. The record is from RefSeq and is a predicted model, not a curated record. NCBI's taxonomy places the organism in Eukaryota, Metazoa, Chordata, Actinopteri, Cichliformes, Cichlidae. Gene Ontology annotation, biological process: cell differentiation; lens development in camera-type eye. The annotation marks the transcript as partial.